GUCAAAAAACAUUACAUGGAACCGUAUCAUGGCGUGCCGGGACACAACAGGCCUGAUCAACCUAUCCAGGUAGAGUUUAUGAGCAAACUGUGUAGUCUGUGUUCUGGGUGCAGAACAUAAACAAAACUCGUCCUAAGACUUUGUUUACGUUCCUCUUAGAAAAUGCAGUACAGAUUUUAUGUAAACAAAAGUUCCUGUUGUAUCUUCCUUAAUAUUGAUUACAGAAAUUUUGUCAGCUUUAACCAAGCAAAAAUAUUAAACUUACAAAAUAGUAUUUAUUAAAUCGACACUACUCGAUGCUUUUUAGGGUCAAAAUAUUUAGUUAAUGAACAGAAGUAAUGACACGAGGUGCACAAAAAAGUUUUUAAGCAAAAAUAAAAAAAAUCAAGCGCAAAUCUGCCACGUUGCUAUAUACCCAAAGAAUAAAAUAGAAACUCCCAUUCCUCCCAUAGCUUUGUUUACAAAAUAAACGUACUUCAGUUUCAGGGAGGACUAACCUUUGUUUAUAUUCCUCCCUGAAACUGCAGUACGUUCAAAGAAAACAAAGCUAUGGGAGUUUUAACCUUACAUUCCUUGGCUAUAGCUAGCGAUUUCCAUGUAUAGAGUUGUUAUAGUAUUUGAUUUCUUUCUUCUUUUCUCUGACAUGAUCCCAGGAAACCAUGGUUAAAAAUGAAAACAACGUUUUAAAUUUGGAAAGAAGAGAAAAGGUUACAAAUAAAGUUAAUCUGUCCUUUUUUCCUCUCAAACCAUCAAAAAAAUGUAGAACUAAAAACAAUCCACAAACAUAAUUGAGAAUAUUAUGAUCCCUUCUUGGGUUCACACAUUCCUGCCGUCAUAUCUACUCCAGAUUACAAGUAUGUUUUCAGUUGAAAGCAGUAGGAGACCUUGCCAAGCCUAACACAGUUAUUUCAGUAUGCAAGGAUAGUGAUAGAGCGCUGGGCCGGACUAGCUGGGCUACCCCCGGACCUUUUUCAUCCUUCAGUCAUUCUACUACGGUCACAAUAGGAUCUGUGUAUAGUGAGGUUUGAUCAGCUAGCUCCCUGAGUCAGGACGGAGUAAAGGUUAUCACAAGGAGAGAGAAUGAGCGGUGCCCUCAGUGUAUCAAGUCCCUUCGUGGAGACGGAUUGGGAUCGGAGACUGGACACGAUGUUAGCCGAUCUAGAAACUGGUUCAGGUUCAACCAAUCCUAAUCAACAGUUCUCCUCUCAGCAGUUCUCAUCUCAGCAGAGUUAUUCCUACUCUUCUCAGCAGAUUUCGCAGAGCAGUAGUAAGCAGAUUAUACAGAGCAGUCAGCAACAGCAGCAAAGUAUUCAGCACCAAAAUACUCAGAGGCAGCAGCAACAGAUUAAAACUCAGCAGUCCAACCAACCUAAUCAAGGGUCUAUUCGUCUCCCAGUUCAACCAUUUACCGGAUAUUCUCUAAAGAAAUCCGCCAGCAAUGUUUCCCUACAGGACUCGGCGGGAGGAGUACUCAAAGAUCUUGAACAUGGUCUUGUCAAGAGCUCUAAUUAUAUCCAAGAGUCUCACAAGAUAUACUCCGGACCUGAGGGAACCAGGGAGUGGCAUGAGGUCAGGACGGAGAAAGAUCCUGGAGAAUUCAAUCUUGAACAACAGGUUCAACAUAUGAUGCCAAGUAUUAAAACUGUUGGAUCUGGUAAACCAACAUCAACAACUCUUCAGCAACAACAGCAACAACAACAGCAGUUUACUACAUACAAGGUUCAGUCCAACCAGUACUCUAGCUCCGGAGAGAGAAUACUGAGUGGAGAGAGAGAAGAGGAUGAUGAGAGACCUGGAUCCAGGUUAAAACAGAAUAUUGAUGAGCUUGAUACUCUUCUCUAUGAUCUGAACAAUGCUAGAAAUCUAUCUCCAGAGGCCGGAGCUGAUUAUACUGUUUCGUCUGACAACUUCGGGUUAGAUAGUGAUGAUUACAGUGAAACAGUAGGUAAAGAGGGACAUGUGAAGAGGACUGUUCAUGCGUUCAACGAAUACAGUACUCACAUGUCCCACCCGGAUAUAGCAAAGAAACCUCCUUCACCCUCUCCUAGACGUAAAACUCCCAAUAGUCCUCCAUCAGCUAGACGUGGAGCUCAACCUACUACUAGAACACAGCAGAGCUCCCAUUCCUACAGAGUUGAUGAUACUAGAAGUCAAGAGUCAAGCUACUACCAACCUACUCCUGGUCAACCUGGAUCCGGUCAACCUUUUACAUACACAGAGUCUCCUCCCUUAUCCCAGAGCCCAGAUCUAACCCAACCUAACUAUUAUACUAAAUAUAAUUCUGUUAAGCAGACUAAUAAAUCUCAAGAUAUACAAUCUGUUCCCUUUCCAUCCCAUUCUACCCGAUCCCCUACUCCACAGAACCCACCUAAGCGAAUUGAUGAACUAAUGUCAGAGUUUCAAGAAUUUGAUUCAGUGAACAAGGGCGGAUCCCCAACUCCACAAAUGUUUUAUAAACCUAGCAACCAAACCCUUGAAGUAACAGAACUUCCAGACGAACCUUCAGUUCAUGUCCGAGUAGAUCCUGUUCCUUUAAUACGAGAACCUUCUCCUCCUAAAUCCAAAGCUGUGAGUGGUCCUAAGGUUUACUACCCACCUGGCGCAGAGUUUACUAAAUCUGAACCUAAAUCCAUGGUUGACAGUGGACCUGUAUCCAUGGAUAAGGUUGAGAAGGGUAAGGUUAGAAGAGAGAAGUAUGACAAGUUUGACGAUGGUGAGAAUAAACAAGGGGCAGCUGUUAUACCCAUCUGUCUUCCCCUCUGCUGUGCAGCUCCAUGUGUGAUCUUGUAAAAAGAUUAGAAAAGGAUUCCAGUUUCUACUUCAAAUAAGAUUCCAAGCAGAAAAGCUUCUUAAAAAUCACCUUUUAUGCAAAAGUACAUUUGUACAUUUUAAAACCUAGUGAAUAAUAUAGUUCUUCCAACUAGAAUACCAAGAGAGGUAUUCAAUGAUGUUAAACUGUCCUAAGUGAAAUGUUUGUACUAAACAAUCUACUCAAAUAUUAGUUUUACCACACAUGGAAUAAAGAACUAAAGGAGCUACUCCUUGCACUAAAAAGUAAAUUUUACAAUUUAUUAAAAAUACCAAACGUGCUAAUUACUGCGUUUAAACUCCAAGUAAGAUUAUUUAUUAAUCUGUACUCUGGUAAUUAAUGAACUGCUCUCCAAACUCCAAGCUCCUAUAAAAGUGCACACAAUGUCUUAAGCACUGACCCAGGUACAAUAACAACUUAAUCCUACUUCUAAAUGUGAAAACCGAUAUAUAAAGUUUACUUUUACUUUAAAGAGACCAAUUAAGUCCUAUUCUUUUAAAAGAUUCAUUUAUUUAGAUUUUUUUCCAUUUCCAUUUUCUCCUGCAUUUUAUAUUAGGAAAGGUUUCGUUGUCUAAAAUGUAUUACUUUUUUUACUGGGUACACCUGAAAAUAUAGGCUUUGCAUAAACUUUCUUGUUUAGUUCCAUCUUCAUUCUAACCUUGACAUGAACAAUAUGCAGAAUUAUUUGUCUCAUUAAAG
Molecule: messenger RNA, 3508 nt
Organism: Eurytemora carolleeae
Lineage: Eukaryota; Metazoa; Arthropoda; Copepoda; Calanoida; Temoridae
Product: serine/arginine repetitive matrix protein 1
Exons: 3
Coding region: 1081-2790 (569 amino acids)
Source: RefSeq, a predicted model, not a curated record